UCUGUAAAUCAUCACAAUGAAACACAUGUCUACAGUGUAAUUUGCCUCUCUGGGGCCAUAUAAUUUCUCUUUUUUUUAAUCUGUUGAAAGAAAGUUUACCAAUCUUAAACCUGCAAAUGUCGGGCUUGCAGAUUCUGGCUUUUGUCAGCGGCCUGGCCGGGCUGGGCGCCACUAUUGGGGCCACAGUGUCCAAUGAAUGGAGGGCCACCAGCCGGGCAUCCUCAGUCAUCACAGCGACCUGGGUGCUGCAGGGUCUGUGGAACAACUGUGCUGGAAAUGCCAUCGGAGCUCUGCACUGCCGACCACAUCAUACUAUCCUCCAGCUGGAAGGCUACAUUCAAGCCUGCAGGGGAUUGAUGAUUGCAGCUAUCUGUCUGGGGUUUUUUGGUUCUAUAUCAGCCCUUGUCGGAAUGAAAUGCACCAAAAUUGGAGGAAACGAUAAAAACAAAGCCAGGAUCGCCUGCUUUGCCGGUGGGAAUUUUAUUCUUAGUGGGCUCUGCUCACUUUCAGCAUGCUCCCUCUAUGCCCACCGAAUAACCACAGAGUUUUUUGACCCAAUGUAUAUUGCACAGAAGUAUGAACUGGGAGCUGCUCUCUUCAUCGGCUGGUCAGGUUCUGUCCUCUGUAUCCUCGGAGGCAGCAUGCUCUGCUGUUCCAUCACGGCUUCUUUUCCCAAAAGCCAAAGUCAAGUGAAUUAUAUCUACAACGGUGCUGUCUCUCAUUCUCAUAUCUCGUCCUACCCGAGAGGCCAGGCAAAGUCUGCCAACCAGAGGCCGCCUCCAGACUACAGCAGCUCCUCCAGGACGCAGCACUUUGACAAGAAUGCAUAUGUGUGAGGGAUGUGAAAAAACACUUAUAGUUGAUGCCCGUCGGCAGUUUUAAAACAGCUUUUGUACAGUUUGUAUACAAUAAUCCGUGGCUCUUCGGGGAGUACAUUUUGAAUUUCUACAUGUUUCUUCAGGAGGUCUAAAUUGUAUGAUGCAUUUUUUUCUUUUUCUAAAGAAUUUUUAUUUUCAAUACACCAGACCACUUCUGUAUUUGGUAAUUGUUUGUUUUAGUGGUCAUUGAAUUUUAUGAUUCUAAAUGUAUCAUAAUUAAACAGCUAAAUCAAAAACGGGUGCAGGAUUUGACCAGAUUGUUCGUUUGGUGGUUGAAUCUUUGAAUGUAAGUAGCCUGAACAUGUUAACUUGUGAUCACAAUAUCUAAAACAGUGUCAAAUACAGAUUAUCUUUUUUCCACUACACAACCAUAAACCAUGAUCUUGUUUAGUAUAUAAGUAGCAAUAAGACAGAUAAAAGAUAGAAUUGAGUUUCAGCACACGGUAUAUAGCAUAUAUUUGUCCUAGUGAGUGAUCACGUCUGCACAGGGCAGCAGUUUAACGCUCUGUGUUAUUGCCUCUUAAGAAUUCCAUUUUAUCACAACGAAGUCUUGCAAUUGUUUGGAAGUGGUUACAA
Messenger RNA from Gasterosteus aculeatus aculeatus (three-spined stickleback), 1454 nucleotides. RefSeq names its product claudin-10. The record is from RefSeq and is a predicted model, not a curated record. Lineage: Eukaryota; Metazoa; Chordata; Actinopteri; Perciformes; Gasterosteidae. Gene Ontology annotation, molecular function: structural molecule activity. Gene Ontology annotation, cellular component: bicellular tight junction; membrane.